ACCCUUCUAUUUAUUGGCUGACAAGGAGGAAGUCGAUUGCGGUCAGCUCAAAAAAUAAAGUGGAAAAAAAUACAAAAACAUCUAUUUUUGGGGCUUCUGCGUGCGCCACAAUGGAAGCUGAUGAAGGAACAACAGAAAUCAAAACAGAGACGACCCUCGAAAACCAGGAUCUAAGUUUCCUACACCAAUAUGUGGGAGUGUAUGUGGCUGAUUAUGGCUGGAUCCUGCUACUCCUGUGUAUGGGAGUUUACUUGCUCAUCGAACACCUCAGCAAAAGGAUAUCCAGACAUGAAGCUCAGUCGUCUAGCCUUGCUGAUGAAGAUACUCUAGCCGUGGUGCGACGCCAGGAAGCUUUAGAAGCAUCUCGGAGACGGAUGCAGGAGGCGCUGGAUGCUAAAGCAGUGGAGUUUAAGGAGAAACAACAGGAAAUGGAAGAAGAGAAGAGGAACCAGAAGCUUGAGAUGUGGGAUAGUAUGCAGCAGGGAAAAAGUUACAAGGGGAAUGCGAAGUCUUUAGGCAGUACAGGAGAGGCCAGUACAUCCACCAUGGUGAAGCCGAAGUCCAAUAAGAAGCCUCUUAGGAGCAGCGGGUACAAUCCCCUGACAGGAGAAGGAGGAGGAGCCUGUGCGUUUCGACCAGGCAGAAGAGGGCCCUCUGGUGGUGGAUGAGGCUAAAGACGGUCAGAGUGACACUGCUUCAGUGACCCUCUGACCCUACCCUAGGGCACACACAGACCAUCUGACCGCAGCUGCCAGCUCUCAUUGUCCUAUUGUGUGAAAUAAACCCCGGCCCCAACUCUGCAAAAAUGACCAGACUAUCUACAUUGAUUAUAAUAUAAUGAGUAACUCCAUAGAAAUUGGAAUGAGCUCUUAUGUGUACCAGUCAGGCAGCCAGUUUAGGCUUAGCGUUUUUACCACAAGCAUAGGUUUAGCCACUUUCCAUCAUGAGUGCAGCUGAGUGACCCUGCUGUCUGCAUCUCUCCACGACAGGGUGGGCUUGAUGGCCAGGUUUCCUCUGCUUGACAUUCCACCAGUACUUCUGGGCUACUUGCCAGGUAGUGAUGGGGGAAACCUGUUGUUAGGAAGAGGUAUUGUCCACUAAUUACCAGUAGCCCCCUGUGGAAUGCCUAGUAGCUGAGCUUGUGUAAAAUGGGGUCACUGCUUCUUGCUCUAUUCAACUGCUGCGCACCCUGUAUAUGCAGUGGCUAGAAUAAGCAGUUACACAAAAGUGUGGUUAUAAUGACAAAUCCAAAAAUGGGAAAACGGAGAGGGGUUUAAAAAGGCCAAUGAGACUACCAGCUUAUCAUGAAGCCACCCCUGUAAAGGGUGUUUUUGCCUGUGGGGGUGGCUGAUGAGGUUCAAAUGCCUGUUGUGUGUUCUGGGAUUUUAUUUUUUGUUUUCUUAAUAUUUACAGUAGAGUUUAAGCUUUUCUAAAUGGCAGAUGCAAGAAAGCGAGAUGUAUAUGGCCGUGCACAAUGACCUUGUAACUCAGGGGUGUCAAACUCCAGUCCUGGAGGGCCGCAGUGUCUGCUGGUUUUUGGUGUUUCAGCAUGAUGGAUACUUUUGAAAGUCAUUAGCUAAAGAGUCCACACGCCUUGUUCUCAAGGCCUUAAUUGGCUGCUGAUUGCAAGGAAACCACAAACACCUGUAGACACUGUGGCCCUCCAGGACUGGAGUUUGACACCCCUACUGUAACUUGUAGUGAGAAUUCUAGAUGGAUUACAGAUGUUUGUAUUGAGUAAUGCAAAAUGCUCUAUACUACAGUCUAACUACAGUCACUAGAAUUGUGAGGAUUUACACUUUGUUAGUGCUGCUUGGAUCUAGGAACAACAAUGUAUUUACUUUUCAGAGGUGUUUUUUGUCACAGACUUUUCUUUGAAGAUAUACUCCUUUAGCUCUGAUUCAGCUCUUUAUCUGCCUGUAGUCAAUAUUUUUGUGAUUUCCAGCCGUUCUCAAAACAAUUCCAAUAAAAAGCCAAGUGGGUAUGCA
Messenger RNA from Conger conger (European conger), 1988 nucleotides. It is a transcript of the gene selenos, whose product is annotated as selenoprotein S. Gene Ontology annotation, biological process: retrograde protein transport, ER to cytosol; endoplasmic reticulum unfolded protein response. The record is from RefSeq and is a predicted model, not a curated record. Gene Ontology annotation, cellular component: endoplasmic reticulum membrane; Derlin-1-VIMP complex; Derlin-1 retrotranslocation complex. The transcript is spliced from 6 exons. NCBI's taxonomy places the organism in Eukaryota, Metazoa, Chordata, Actinopteri, Anguilliformes, Congridae. Bases 111 to 668 code for a protein of 185 amino acids.